This is a messenger RNA of Vicugna pacos (alpaca), 5054 nucleotides long. NCBI's taxonomy places the organism in Eukaryota, Metazoa, Chordata, Mammalia, Artiodactyla, Camelidae. The record is from RefSeq and is a predicted model, not a curated record.
UGUGACAAUACCAUUGGAUGACAAUUCCAUAAAGUUGGUCAUGCUGACACUUAUCUGCUCAUCCUACAGUACUUCCAGAAACAGACUUCACCUCUUUAAGGAUUAUCUCAGCACUGUGGAGUAAAAAGAAAAUGCCUUGGCCCUUCCUUCCAGAGUUUUCUUUCCACUGAAUGUAAAAAGAAAAUUCCAUAUUCCACCAACCUAAUGCAGGACAGAGAGAUGAGAAAUACAUCUCCAUCACAUCACUUUUAUCUCCAGUGAAAUUAGGUUCUUUGAAGCUGACAACAAGGCAUUACUUGGAGACAGCUAUCACCCUUGGCAUUCAUGCUUUUGAGCUCUGGGUAAAAAGCAGAGGAAAACAUCCCCUUUCUGAAUAUUAUCAUUGUUGUUUUAUUGCUCUAAACAAUGGUGUACUGAUGCCUUAGGUAUGUUGAUCUUACUUACAAGAAAACUGGUCUGGACAUUACAAAAAAUUCAGUAUCAAUAAAAUACAGGGGAUUAUUUUAGAACAAAGAGAGGUAACACCCAACAGAAUCAUGAAACUUGGUUAAAAAACAAAUUUUCUAAGACACUGCUUAUAACAAGUGGUUAAGAAAAUAAGUGCGUUUGUAAAAGGAACUCAAGAGUAAAUAUGAAUUCUUGUUUAAAUUGAAGAAAAUCAGGGAAGAUAAUGGAAGUGUAAUUAAUAAAAUUUCAUAGGGACUGGAUUUUAGAUAAUAUUAUGGAAUUACUGUUACUUCAGUACAUUGGGAGACCCUAUUUGAAAAUAUUCCGUUUAGACUGCCAUCAGUCUGAAAUAAAGGAGUGGGAUUUCCUUAAUGUUUUGGAGAAAAUAAACACUCAGAAAAGACGCGGGGUGGCGCUGCAGCAUUAGAAGUAGAAGGAAGAAAGCUACCAGCCUGCGCUCCUUCAGCCAGAUGCUUGUUUAAAGGAGCAAGCAGGAAGGGGGCUUUCUAAGGCUGUCGCUCGGGGAAAUCAAGGCCCUAGGCAUCUCCACUUAUCCCAGUAACUGCGUGAUACUGGGAGGUAGAUCAACGACAACGUGAGCCCGAGCUGAGUCAGGUUUCCUGGAGACCAGAAAGCGAUGGAGGUCGGAGAGAGAAAGGAACGCUUUCUGAAACAAAGGCAAGUCUUGAUAUUCUUUGUUUUCCUGGGCAUAACUCAGGCUGGUUCUGAGCCUAGGCACUAUUCAGUGGCUGAGGAAACGGAGAGUGGCUCCUUUGUGGCCAAUCUGUUGAAAGACCUGGGACUGGAGAUAGACGAUCUAGCUGCGCGGGCGCCCCGGGUCAUUUCCAAAGGGAAAAAAAUGCGUUUGCAUUUUGAUAGGCAGACAGGGGAUUUGUUGUUAAAUGAAAAACUGGACCGAGAGGAGCUCUGCGGCCCUAUCGAGCCCUGUGUACUACCUUUCCAAAUGUUACUGGAAAAUCCCUUACAGUUUUUCCAGGCUGAGAUACGGAUUAGGGACAUAAAUGAUCAUUCCCCAGUUUUCCUAGACAAAGAAAUAGUUUUGAAAAUUUCAGAAAGUAUUACUCCCGGAACUACUUUUCUAAUAGAACGUGCCCAGGACUUAGACGUAGGAAGCAACAGUCUCCAAAGUUACACAGUCAGCCCUAAUUCCCACUUCCAUCUUAAAUUACAAGAGAGUCCCAGCGGCACAGUAUUACCACAGCUGGUGCUGAACAAAGCACUGGAUAGAGAGGAACAGCCUGAGAUAAGAUUAAUCCUCACAGCACUGGAUGGGGGUACUCCACCCAGGUCUGGGACCACCAUUGUCCGCAUUGAAGUCUUGGACAUCAAUGAUAAUGCCCCCGAGUUUGCAAAGCUGCUCUAUGAGGUGCAAGUCCUAGAAAAUAGCCCCAUUGGCUACCAGGUCGCCAUCGUCACUGCCAGAGAUUUAGAUACUGGAGCCUAUGGAGAAAUAUCUUAUGUAUUUUCCCAAGCAUCUGAAGAUAUUCGCAAAACAUUUCGAAUAAAUGAAAAAUCGGGAGAACUCCUUUUAACACAGGAAUUAGAUUUUGAAUCUAUUCAGAAUUAUACAUUAAAUAUCCAGGCGACAGAUGGUGGGGGCCUUUCUGGAAGUUGUGUGGUAUUUGUCCAAGUGAUGGAUUUAAAUGAUAACCCUCCGGAACUGACUAUGUCAACACUUAUCAAUGAGAUCCCAGAAAACCUGCAGGAGACCAUAAUCGCUGUAUUCAGUGUUUCAGAUCCUGAUUCAGGAGACAAUGGAAGGAUGGUUUGCUCCAUCCAAGAUGAUCUUCCUUUCAUUCUUAAACCUUCUGUUGAGAAUUUUUACACGCUAGUAACAAACAGAGCCCUAGACCGAGAGACAAGAUCCGAAUAUAACAUCACCAUCACCGUCACAGAUAUGGGGACUCCUAGCUCGAGACGCUACUCUGUGGCUGAGGAAAAAGAGAGGGGCUUUUUAAUAGCCAAUCUAGCAAAAGAUCUGGGGCUGAGUGCAGAGGAACUGGCCGCAAGGGGGGCCCAAAUUGUGUCUAAAGGGAACAAACACCAUUUUCAGCUCAACCAUCAGACCGGGGAUUUGCUCCUGCUGGAGACAUUGGACCGGGAGGAGCUAUGCGGCCCCACAGAGCCAUGUGUACUGCAUUUUCAGAUAUUACUGCAAAACCCUUUGCUGUUUAUUACAAAUGAACUCCAGGUCAUAGACGUAAAUGACCACUCUCCUGUAUUCUCUGAAAAUGAAAUGCAGCUAAAAAUCCUAGAAAACACUCCACCGGGAACAAUAAUUCCUUUGGAAAAUGCGGAGGACUUGGAUGUGGGAAAAAACAGCCUCCAAAACUACACGAUUACUCCUAAUUCCCAUUUCCACGUUCUCACACGCAGUCGCAGGGACAAAAGGAAGUACCCAGAACUAGUGCUGGACAAAGUGCUGGAUCGUGAAGAGCAGCCAGAGCUCACUUUAACGCUCACUGCGCUGGACGGCGGGACUCCACCCAGAUCUGGGACCGUCCAGAUCCACAUCUUGGUCUUAGACAUAAACGACAACGCCCCAGAAUUUACACAGUCGCUCUAUGAGGUUCAAAUUCUAGAGAACAGCCCCCUUAACUCCGUUAUUGUCACUGUUUCGGCUUCUGAUUUAGAUACAGGAAUUUUUGGGACAAUAUCAUAUGCAUUUUUUCAUGCUUCUGAAGAAAUUCGAAAAACUUUUCAACUAAAUUCAAUUACUGGAGAUAUCCAGCUAACCAAAUACUUGAAUUUCGAGGCGAUUAAUACUUAUGAAGUUGACGUUGAAGCCAAGGAUGGUGGAGGCCUUUCAGGAAAAUCAACAGUGAUAGUUCAGGUGGUUGAUGUGAACGACAACCCACCAGAACUGAGCUUGUCCUCAAUUACCAGCCCUAUCCCAGAGAACUCGCCAGAGACUGUGGUGGCCAUUUUCAGUGUUUCUGAUCUAGACUCAGGAGACAAUGGGAGAAUGAUAUGUUCCAUCGAGAAUGAUCUCCCCUUUGGGGCGGCGCGGGCGGGUCGCUGCUCGGUGCCCGAGGGCCCCUUCCCGGGCCACCUGGUGGACGUCAGCGGCACCGGGACCCUGUCCCACAGCUACCAGUACCAGGUUUGCGUGACGGGAGACCAUAGAGCUGGUGAGUUCAAAUUCCUGAAGCCAAUAUUCCCCAACCUCUUAGUUCAGGACACUGAGAGAGAAAUUAAAGAAAGCUCCAACUGCAGGAAUAGUUUUGUAUUUAGUUAAGUGUUGUAUUUGGUCAAGUGAGCCUCUCCUUAAUUUUGGCAAGUCUAACUCCCAUUGCAGUACCUUUGUUUUAAGAAAUUGUAGAGGGGGAGGGUAUAACCCAGUGGCGGAGUGUGUGUUUAGCAUGCAUGAGGUCCUUGGUUCCAUCCCCAGUACCUCUACCAAAAAUAAAUAAAUAAACCUAAUUACCUCCCCAAAUUAAAAAAAAUUUAAAGAAAUUGUUGCAUAAAUAUGUAUGUCUCUAUUCCAUACUUACAUAUGUCUCUGUACUUAAUCUUCCUUUUAUUAAUAUUCAUUGGAUUUAGCAUGUUUAAUUACACUGGAUAUUGAGUAUUUUCUCCAUAUUUGACCUUCUCUUGGUGAUUAAUCUUUCCAUAACUAGAAAUUACUCAAUUAGUAUAAGAAGAAAUCGUACUUAAGUCAACUCAUUAGUUAAUGUGUUUUUAAUGAAACAUUUUAAAGCUUUUGUGUAAUCUUGCAUUUCUAUGUGUUUUUGGUGCUUGUCUUUACCAUAUAGCUUUACAUUUGCAAGGCCAGAGUAUUUGAAAUUCUUUGUAGCUACCUAGACCUUUCUUGUUUACUGUUCUAGGCUAUGCCCCCUGAAUAUGAGCAUAUAACUUAGCGUGACAGUUUCUCUCAAACUGUACAUAAACAUGCACUUUAUUAAAUUAUUAAUACACUACCUUGUGAACUUUUCCAAUAUGAGAACCAUAUAUGCUAGAUUAUCUUAUUUGUUUGCUACUUACCUAGCACAUUGUAACUGCUCCAUACUCACUGAUAUUAAAAUAAAAUAAUUAUCAUUUAUAAAUAAUAAUUUUAAAAAAUUUUAUAUAAUUUGAUAUUACUUCACUAAAAUAAAAGUAAGUCACUGCUUGGUAAAAUACUUUUUAAAAAAUCUUAGAACCUUAAGUAAACUAAAUCUUUUCAAAGGAUUCAAGAGGUAGAGAGCAUCCUAUACUUUUUUGUCCUCCUUUUUGCCCUAUUAAUAGAAGUUCAAAUGUGGUUUAAUGUAUAUGUUUUUCUUGAUUUUCCUGAAGCUUCUCUGCACUGUCCAAGGAGUCAGAAUUUCUUCUUAGUUUUGGUUAUUCUGUUUUAGUCUGAUUAUUGAGUGAUAUUAGAUUUUCACUUUAAGUUACUUUGCAAACAGGCAACUUUUAUCAAUAAAAUGAUGAUUUAUUUUUGAUGCCCAAAUUAUCUUGUUUUGUCAAUGUAACUUUUGGGUAUUUUGCAUAAAUUUACUUUUUCAAUUAUGCUUAUCUUUCAAUAGUAAGAGAUAAGUAUUGUUUUUUUCCUUUAAGACAAUAAGAAUAGAAAUAGAAAUUAAGAAAUAAACUUAUCUGAAUUAUAA